This is a messenger RNA of Oldenlandia corymbosa var. corymbosa, 864 nucleotides long. NCBI's taxonomy places the organism in Eukaryota, Viridiplantae, Streptophyta, Magnoliopsida, Gentianales, Rubiaceae. The record is from the annotation of a GenBank genome assembly.
AUGGCAAGCCUACCAAUUCUUGCAAUUGUGUCGUCUCUUGUUGAGCAUGUUGAUUCAACAGUCGUGCGAUCGGUUGAUAAUGUACUAAAGAUGAUUGGUUUCCCACUGCCGAUUGCUGCACUUGCUGACAUUGUAAUGAUGACUGGUGUAACUUUAUCAUUGAUUGCUCAACUUGCCGAUGCACUCUUAAUGACGAUUGCAACUCUUGAAGUGACGCACGUAACUGCCGCAUCCAUUCAGACUCUACCAAUAAUAGUUGUUGCACUUGCUGGAUUUGUGCCACCUUUUGUUGCUCUUGUUGAGCUUGUACAUGUGGUUGUUGGAUCGGUGCUACAGAUGGACCGACUUGCUCAGAUUGCACUAGAGAUGGUUGAAUCUAUUGAAGUCGCCCUAAUGGCUAUUGUGCCUGCAACAAUGGCUAUAACGGCAUCUCAUUCAACUGCGUUGCUAUCUAAUCGAUCGGUUGAGACUCCGCUGAUGAUGAUUGUGACUGCUUUAGAGGAGAAGACCAUGUUGGUGAUGACUGAGUUGGCGCCAAUGAUAAGUGAACAUGUUGAGAUUCUAGCGACAAUGAUUCAAACUGUUGAGUAUGUUCCCACAAUCGAUUCAGACUCACCUCUGUGGACUCUAUCCAUUGCUAAAGUUGCAACUGCGUUUGAGACUGGACUGACUGUGAAAUCUCAUGAACCGAUUGAGACUCCAUUGGUAGUGAAUAAAAUGGUUGGAUCUCUGCCGAGGAUUGCUGCUGAACUGAUUCUAGAGACUGUGUCAGUGGCUAAACCCGUCGGAUCAGUCCGGAUGGCAACUGAAUAUCCUGAUACUCCAUCGGCAAUGAAUAUGGUUGGUGGACAUGUGCCGAUGUAG